UAUACACUAUAUGUUUGUGGUCAAAGUUUGCCUUUAUUUUGGAGACCUAUGUUACUUCCUGAGGACCAUGGAUGUAUUAUGCUGAGGACCAGGAAGAAGUUUGAAAAUACACUUAUUUAAAUUAUAGAUGUCACCAGGUGUACGUUGAAUGAUAUAUAAUCAGCGGUGUGUCUCAGCUUAAAAACACGGUUGGACGUUAAAAACUACUAAUAAAACUACAUCGACCAGAAUCCACUGCAAGGGAUGACGAUCCUGCCAUUGCGCAUGCUCUUUGUGGUUGUUGUCAGCGGUGGUUAUGGAGAUGAAAUGGGACCUCGAGCUGUCAACUGUACGGUGAUGUUUGUGUGUCGAUCAGAGGGAUGCCCAGGAAGAUAGGAUUCAUCGUAGUCAACUCUUCAAGUCAUGAGGACAACUUCACUGCCAAGGAGCUCAUGGUCCAUGCUCCCACAGUCAAUGGAUGGAGAUCCAACAGGCUAUGCUCGUACCCUCAACACAUCACCCUGCAGCUAGUGGAGAGAAGCAGGGUGAGGAAGCUGCAGCUGCUGGCUCAUCAGUACCUGAUCCCAACUAAGGUGGAGUUCCACAUUGGAGACUCCCUCCCUGAAGCCAGCACUGCAGGGUUCCCAGGACAGCUUCGCAGACUCGGGUAUGUGUCUCUGUCUGACAAUGAGAAGACAGGCUUCAAAGCUAGGGAGCUGAAGUCGGUCCACGUCGACGCCAUCGGAACGUACCUGAGAAUAACCUUUCACAAGAACCAUGUCAAUGCCUACAAUCACUACAGUCAGGUUGCUCUGGUUGCCAUUAAUGUUCUGGGAGAUGCUCUGGAUGGAAAUGCUUUCAACACCAUACCAAGCAGAGAGCAGCUGAUCGAACACUACCUCAACAGUACUCAGCCGGAAGCCGCCCUGGAUGUGACCUUCAUGGGUAAAUGUGAGUCCUUCUCCCCCCUGGAUGAUCUGGCCUUCGACAUGUACCAGGACCCCGAAGUCGCUCACAUCAUCCGUCUCCUGGACCAGAAGAAGCAGGACAUGGUCCGACAGGAGAAAUAUGAGCAGGCCAAGAAUCUGAAGCAGGCCAUUGCUGACCUGCAGAAGGUCGGGGAGCGUUUGGCUCGAUACGAUGUGGAGAAGCGAUGUGCCAUAGAGAAGGAAGACUAUGACCUGGCCAAGAAGAAGAAGGAGAUGAUGGAGGAGUACAGGAGGAGCGUCUACCAGCAGCUGGAGGUCCACAACCUGCUGGACAUGACGAUGAUCACAAGAGCACCAGAUUCAUCCCCCCUCCGGGAUCCUCCCUCCCACCUGCCCUCUCCAGGUCACCACUCAGUCCCCACCAAGCACCUCGUGUCCACAGACACUUUCAGGAAGGUGAAGAAAACGAUCACGCCUCAGAAUCAGCAGCCAGCCACAGAGACUCUUGUUCCCAAACUGAGCAGCCAGCCUCACACACUGUGCUCCCCCACUGCUGCUCUUCCUAAGAUAGAUAUUAUCAGUGUGCCUUAUGAUGAGAGGCCGCUGCCAGCCCUUCAGAGGAAAGACCAGCCGGUGGAGGUCAUCCAGAGCCCUGCAGAGCAGCACUCCCCCAAGACUGAGAUUCAGCGGAGUCCACCCAGCCCUGAGAUGAGCGGAGAGCCAGAGCCCCUGACAGAGAAAGCCCAGAGAGAGGCUGGUUUGCCAAUAGAGGUCUAUGGAGAAAACCUGGUGGCGGGGGUGUAUUCUAAAACCUGGUCCUACAGAGAAGAUGCUCUGCUGGUAGUAUACAGGAGGCUGGUGGAGGUAUCACCCUCCACCCCCAAGGAGGAGCUGAGAAACAUGAUCAGAGCUGCAGUGUUCCUGGUGAAGAAGUCUCUGCUGGAUAAAGUGUCAUCAGUCUUCCAGGCCUCUCUGAAGCUGCUGAGGUUAAUCCUGAGCCAGCUGAUCCCAGGUCUGGGGCUGGGCCGGACCGAGAUGACCCACUGCCUGGAGCAGACCUGGUCCAACUUGCUGUCCAGGACUGGGGACUCAGCUGGCCGCCUGAGGGCCACAGCCUCUGCUUUCAUACAGGAAAUCGCUGUUUUGAAGGAUGUGCGGGCUCUGCAGAUGAUACCUGGUGAGCUGGUGAAACCCUUCAAAUCCAACUUCCCCUCUCGUCUGGCUCAGAGUCGAGCUGAACUGCUGGAGAAGCUGCUCGCUGAGCUCGGUACAGACAACUCUGGCUUCACCCUGGACAACGUCAUGACGUUCUGUACAGCAGCGUUGGAGCACAGCGCAUCAACGGUCAGAGAGCUGGCGGUGCGGAUCAUCUUAUCCAUGUACCAGCAGCACAGAGGUGCUGUUCUCAGCCACCUUCCACCUAACGACGCCACCGCUCGGAAGAACUUCCUCUACAAAACCCUCUUUGAUGGCUUUGCCAAGAUUGACGGAAAACUGGUAGAGACUCAGACCCUGAAGAAGGGAGGUGGUGAGCAGGAGGGGCAGAGGGAGAAGGAGGAGAUCCACUCUCUGCAGGAGCAGCUGGCUGCACUCAAAGAGAUCACAGAGAGAGGAAAUGAGACCAAAGGACAAGUGGCCAAGAAGGAAGCUAAAGUCGAGAAGGAGUCCCAGAAAGCUGGCAAAGCAACUGUCACAAAAGUUCCCCAGAACAAGAAAACAGACAGAGAUGUCAAACAAUCUAUAAACUACCUGGACAAUUUGUGUAUAUUCUGUGGUAAAAAGGAUGAAUCGUUCACAGAGGAUGGACUGGAUCUUCACUACUGGAAACACUGUCCGAUGCUGCGACGCUGUGAUGAGUGUAGACAGGUGGUGGAGAUAUCCAGCCUCACAGAGCACCUGCUGGGUGAAUGUGAGAGCAGAUCCAGGUUCAGUCAGUGUCCACGCUGCUCUGAGGCCGUGGCCUCUGAGGAUCUGAGUCGUCACGUCCAGGGUCCUGCCUGCAACCCCCCUGUCUCCGGUAAAGACUCCAACCACUGUCCUCUGUGUCACAACAACUUCAUGCCUGGAGAGGAGGCCUGGAAGGCUCACCUCAUGGGCAGGGAGGGCUGUAAACAAAACUCACGCAGGACUGCGGUGUCCCAGAGAACCCAGCCAGCACAAGGCAGGGCAGUAGGUGGAGCUAAGCUGAAGCAGUCCUGGACUGUGGGGUCCAGAGGCAGACCUGUUGGCAGAGGGAGCCGGAUCCCAGCCCUGACUCCUCUGACGGCCAGAGGACACACACCAGGGAAACACUGAUCCUGGUUUGGCAUCACAUCUCCUGGACCCACGUCUCUGCAGAUACAGGAAAAAGGUUUUUCACUGACAUAUGCAAAAGGAUUUAAAGCCCAAUACCCAAGAGAAGUUAGUACACCUGUCCACUAAUAUGGUAUCCCCUAUUCAGACUAGUUCUGGUUCUGCUCCAGUCCAUUGACAGAGGUAGACCUGGUCUCUGUGGCCAGUACGUCAGUCAUUCUGGUGUCAUGGCUACUGGACCAGUAAACACACUGUUUACUGUUAACUGAUCUCUGCUACACAAUAUCUGAGUCCAUGUCACUGGAAGGGGGGGGGGGGACUCUGCUGAGAUCACCUCAAUGACAUCACCAUGACAUCAUCAGGGUUAUUUUCUCAGUUAGCGGCGCAGAGCCACAGGCGACGUCAUGAAACAGUUUGACAGGCUGAUAAACAGACCUGCUCACUGCUCCCAAUCAGUUAGACUGAGAGUUUCCCAACCAAUCAGUCAGCCUAUCAAUAUGUAAUCAAUCAGUGGAUCCUGUCAGAAGACUGUGACUGGUCCUGAGAACCCUCCUCUCCUGGUUCAGCUCCUGAGGACCAAGGUUUAGUUUCAGCUUCUGCUUCUGUUUACAUUUCAUCUCUUGUCUUAAAUAAAUGAAAUAUAGAGAAUGAAGCAGCUUUGCCAAAGAGAUGAAGCUUCACUGCUGAACGUGUAGAGACAGUUUAGACUUUAUUUAUUCUUCUUCACGCCUACUGACAAUCUGAGUGAUGAGUCUGGACGGAACAGUUUGAUAUGUUGUAUGAGUUUAGUGAGAGAAACAAAUUCAGUGAUGAGAUGCAGAUGAAUGUUCAGUGUUUGUGUAGCAGCUGUUUCAGUCUGACGUCAGCUCCAACGGUUUCAGAUGCUUCACCGACUUUACACUGAUUUAUUAAUAAAGUUAUUUUUCACUUCUGGUAUGAUUUGACUAUGUUACUGUAUGACACAGUAUUAUGACGAUGUUGAUUGUAAACAUAUUAGAAAACGGUGGAGGAGGUGUCAGACUUUAUAUAAACAAAGUGUUCACCAGUCUUUAUUACACUAUAACUAUGUUAGUGAGCAAAACAAAAAAUAUUUUUAUCUGAUACAUAAAGAGUAUAGUAGGUUUUAACUUCCUAAUCCAUCUCACUGGCUGUAAUAUGCUGUCGUAAUAUUUAUUGUGUUUUUAUGUGUAGUCUGUAUUUUUGAAAUAAUUCGGUCAGUAAAUGAAUAUUUUUCCUGCAGAUGUUUCUGUAUUUGUUUAAAUAAAGUUUCAUGAAGCUGAUUAAAGGUGUCUGAUUGUAUUUAAAUCAGAGUUAAAGCUCUCUGUGUUCAGCAGCUCUGUGUUUAUAACUCAGGUAAAACUAACACACUGUAUAUAUACGAACAAUACACAAAGACACAUGUAUUAGUUAUAGGUUUGUUUCCUUUACUGCUGAACCUGAGGCAGUGAUGUUACACCAGCUGUUUCCCAGUAAUCUGUUGUUCUCCAGAUGUUCAAAUCAAACGCUGCGACAUUGAUUCUGUAUUUACAAAGUUGACAAAGUUUUAUUUACAAUAUGAUACAUGAAUCUACAGUUUUACAGUCAUUGAGUCUCUUUGGUUUUUGUCUCUGAAAAUCACUUCACAAAUAAAACAAUAUAUUAACUUAAAUUCAUCAUUUCAUUUUUACAGUGUCAGUUUCCUACAGAAUAAUCAUCCAUGACUGCAGGUGUUUGAUCCGAGUCCAUCAGGUCACUGUGACAAUAUAAUCAGCUGUUUAUAGAAAGUUUUACUUCCUUCACAGAAAAACACCAUCAUCAGCUGCGAAUCUUAUCACAGCAGAGCUCUCAGGAUCAGACUCUGAAAUGGCACCAAAGAACCAGAAACCUGGAAACUGUCCUUCGCUCUGUGGAGCCGUGUGGAAGUGGUUUGGUUUCAUGAGAUGAAAA
Messenger RNA from Lates calcarifer (barramundi perch), 5126 nucleotides. It is a transcript of the gene cep104, whose product is annotated as centrosomal protein 104. Gene Ontology annotation, cellular component: cilium. Lineage: Eukaryota; Metazoa; Chordata; Actinopteri; Centropomidae. The record is from RefSeq and is a predicted model, not a curated record.